This is a messenger RNA of Camarhynchus parvulus, 5794 nucleotides long. It is a transcript of the gene ASPSCR1, whose product is annotated as ASPSCR1 tether for SLC2A4, UBX domain containing. The record is from RefSeq and is a predicted model, not a curated record. Gene Ontology annotation, molecular function: protein binding. The coding region runs from base 1 to 1626 and encodes 541 amino acids. The transcript is spliced from 16 exons. Lineage: Eukaryota; Metazoa; Chordata; Aves; Passeriformes; Thraupidae.
AUGGCGGCGGCGGGCGGGGGUGGCGCCGCGGUGUCGGUGCUGGCGCCCAGCGGGCGGCGGGUCACGGUGCGGGUGGGGCCCGGCACGGUCCUGCUCCAGGUCCUCGAGGAGGUCUGCAGGAAGCAGGGUGGCAGCCCUGGCGAGUACGGCCUGAAGUUUCAGAGGAAUGUGUUGGACCUGUCUUUGCAGUGGAGAUUUGCUAGGCUGCCCAACAAUGCCAAACUGGAGAUGGUGCCAGUCUCCAGCAGAGUGGGAGCUGGAACCACGGUUCGGAUAGCAUUACAACUAGAUGAUGGCUCCCGCUUGCAAGACACCUUCCUCUGUCAACAGACCUUAUGGGAACUUCUCAACCAUUUUGCAAGGAUCAGGGAGUUGAUGGAACAGGAUGGUGAAUUGUCUCCGGUCUGUAUUUACAUGCGGGAUGAGAUAUCAGGAAAAGAUGCCCUGGAGAGGACAACACUGAAAUCACUUGGCCUGAUUGGAGGCAAUGCCAUUAUCAGAGUUGUCAUGAAGAAAUGCAGUUCAUCUGGUGGGGAGGGUGCCACGGUGCCUUGUAAUGAGCCAACAGUGAGGCAAGGCUCCAUGGAAGAAGCAAUGGAUGUGCCACUACCUCAAGAAAACACAUUUCCAAAGGACUUGGAGCACAGGGAUGUGGCUAUAUCUUUAAACAGCUGCACACACGAGCAAGACUCGAUUAAAGAUUCUCAUGCUAGCUUGGAGGAGCUGCAGCAUUUCCCAGAGCCUGAGCCUACCCCAUUUGUCCCUUUUUUUGGAGAUGGAGAGCAUCUGGGGGACUCUCCUGUAGCUGUACCAUCUUCAAAGCUGCCAACAACUUUUUCGAGCCCUGGAGGUCCUUCUAAGCCAAAGAAGUCUAAGAGCAGCCAAGAACUGCAAAAGGAGCAAGAACAGCUUGUAGAACGUGAGCCCCUUAUAUGUCACCUAGACCUACUGGAACAACUUUCUGAUGGCCCAGAAGAGCUUCCUGAUGAAUUUUUUGAAGUCACAGUGGAUGAUGUACGGAAACGUUUGGCACAGCUGCAGAAUGAGAGGAAACGCCUGGAAGAAGCUCCACUGAUGACAAAGUCCUUGAAGGAGUCCCAGCUGAAGGAGAAGUUGGAGCGUUACCCCAAGGUGGUGGUGAGAGUUCGUUUUCCAGACCGCCACGUUCUGCAGGGCUGCUUCCAUCCCACUGAGACUGUUGGCAUUUUGAGAGACUUUGUAAGAAGCCACCUUGCCGAUGCAGAGUUGCCAUUUUACUUGUUUGUUGCACCUCCCAGAAUCAUCUUGAACGAUGAAAGUCUGACGCUGUUUGAGGCUAACCUUUUCCCAACUGCUGUGAUUCAUUUUGGAUCCGAGGAGCACAGGGCUUGUUACCUGAAAUCAGACCUGCUGAGCUCUGCAGUUUCUCCUGCUGCUGCUGAUUUAUUGGUAGCCAGAUCAUUAGUUCCUUCUGCUUCAUCAACUUUAGCAUUAGUGGUUCCAUCCCUCUCUGCACCGGAAGUGGGAAGUGACAAAGAGACCAUUGAGCAGCCAGAAGCAGCCAGCACUCAGGGAGCUCCACAAGUGCUUAGAAAAGCCCCUGGGAAAAUACCCAAAUGGCUGAAGCUUCCAGGUGGGAAGAGAUGAAGCAUCCUGGGCUGCUGGAUCACUGAGUUGUCAGCUGUGCCCUCUUCUCCAUGAACUUACUAAGAAUGUGUAAAAGGUCUUGGUGGCCCUGGAGAGAUCUAAUCUGUAUGAACAUUAGUUAUAAAAAGAGAAUGGCUAUUUCAGAUACCAGUUGCAGAUGGUGGAGGAGUGCAGGGCCUACUUGUGGUCUUUGUGACUACAGAAGCAAGGUUAGACGUUAAAUUUAAGGUUUCUUGCAUGCAAAUAAUAAGAAUAGAGAAUUAAGGGGGACAUGAUUCCUAUAUACUUUCUGCGAAGAACUUUGUUUCUAUCCAUACUUUUAAAUUCAAAUCCUCUCAGUUCCACCUUCAGAGAUCACUUGAGUCUAGCCUGUAUUCUAGUGGCAAGAUAAAAUCUAGUUCAGCUUUACCUAUAAUUGUUAAGUGGUGCCUAGAACAAGACUUCUCCCUGCUUCUUAGUGAUUAGGGUUAGUGCUGCUGAUAAUUCUGGACACAGAUGGCUGGAAAAUGAAUGAAGAGGAAGCACUUAAGUUACUUAAACCAGUUCAGAUCAGUGAACUUUCCUGUGAAGCACCUGAGCUGCUGCACUCAUUUUGUGUGCAGUUGCCAGAAUCUUGUUAACAAGGAACACAGGUGUCUGUUCAUGGAAUGCGUGUUGAGCUUGUUUCUGCCCUAAGCUCUAGCUUUAUUUUCACUGUGUAUAAUUACCAUCUGUAAUUAGUUUCAGCCAAGGAAAAAACAUCCAGUUGAAGGGUCUGUUCAAAUGACAGUUGAUUGGUGGCCUGAGUAUUCCCAGAGCAGGGUAGCUGUGCUCUGCACUGCAGUUGGUGUACAGGGAAAAGGCCCAGUCCAGAUCUUUGUCUCCUGCAGACGUGGGAGGACGAAUGUUGGUUAGAAUUGCCCUUACACUGGAGAUGCCAUGGUAGUCAUGGUGCUGGGUUUUAUUUGAAGUCUUCUCCAUGGAUCAGUGAUCUGUGGAGAGCUGGGGUUCCAUGGUACAGUAAUACCAUGUUUUCCAUUUCCCUUGUUUCCUGCCUGCACUACAUGUCCAUCUGCACAAUUUGUAGGUGUAAUAAAGCAGAGUGGCCACGGGGGCCCUUUUGGUCAGUGCCUUUAAUAUCUUCUUGCCCUGGCACUUGGUGUGUCUGUCAGUUCACAGGAACCUGGUCUCCUUUCAAUUGGCCCGUCACGCCUCGUUCCCUUCCUCCCAUUUUUUUUCAACAAAGCAAAACGGAGCUUUGUACCAUCUGAAUGAACUUCAAAGUGGCUAGAAAGGGCACCCUGGGUUCCUGGCACUUGUCAUUGUCUCCCUGCCUGGCCAACAUUUCCCUUCAGGUCUAAUUACUUCCAAAUGCUCACAGAUGCUUUGAAGAAACUUGGAGGGAGGGGGAGGCAUGAAAGAAAGGUGGAAGAAGGAGACUCAAAGCAGAAGGAGUGCAGAAUACUUUAGCAAAAAAAUUGAUUGAUUUCUUAUUUGACACCCAGACGUGAACAGGGAACGUGAGAGCGCUGUGUACAGCUCCUGCACUCAACCCUCCCUGUGGAAAGCAAGCCCUUCUGCCACUUGAUAGGCUAUAAAAGACAUACCACAGCAAACAAAAAAAAAAAAAACAAAAACAGUCAAAUAAUGUUUAAAGUUUAUUACUCUGUAGUGGAUUAAGUGUGGGCUGAGCCCACGCUGCAUAGGACUGUCGGUAUCUUGGUUCACGUGCUGUGUCGGGCUUACUCAUGUCACACAAAUCAGAAGUAGAGCUGCCUUGCUGAAUUUGUACAGGAUAUCCUGUGGGGAAACCAGGAGCUGUUGCUAAUGAUAGGUGGUGAAAUACUUGUGCUGGUGUUUUUGGUUUCCAGGAUUGGAAUAUGCAGAAGCAGUGUGGUUGGGAGGAAGUUGCAGUGUGCCUUCGGAUGUGCUAGUCCUUAUUUUUUGAAGAGCACAGGUGACAUCAAAUAUUAUGAUCUGCUUAACUGAUUUUCUUAGCUGCUCUAAUUAUGUCAGGUUUUGUAAAGGGUUAGGUCCAUAACUAUUCCCUGCAAGUACCUGACAUGGAAAAACAAGUUUAGGUACACAAGCAGCAAUAUCAGUAUUCCUGGGGCAGUUUCAUGGGUUAAGUGUAAGGGCUUUGCAUUGCUGACUGUGUUCCCUCAGGCAGUUCUGCCCAUGCUUGUCCUUUGUGUAACUCAGCUGUGCAUCAAACCCAGUUUAACCACAAGAAUGAAAAAUUGCUACCUUCAAUAGCUAGACAAGAGGUCUUAUUCCCCUUCCCUAUACAAAGAGUUACUUUUAGCUGCUGCUGUUCAGUUGCUGCUUUACUGUGGAUGUCCACAUCAGCAGUUCUCUGUGUGUUAGGAAAGGAUCUUGAGCCUUUUUAGGGCAGCAUCUUUGGGACUGCUGUUUCAGUAGGUGUCAGGGUGGAGGCAGAGACAGGGACCUGAAAUCUGGAAAAGGCAAGGAAGUAGGAGUGAAUUCUUUAAGGGGGACAGGACCCCCCCACAUUUAAAAUGGUGGGCUCUUCACUAAAGGAGGGAUUGCUACAGGGAUUCCUGCCCUGCUGAAGAGCAGUACCUGCAGAUACCUGAUGAACUGGUUUUGUUUCAGUAUCACUUCGCUAUAGUAGCUGAACUCAAACUCAUCCCUGUGGUUUUAGGGCAUUCAAAGGUAGUAUCACUUGCUUUUUUUUUUUUUUUUCCUAUUGGCUUUUUUUUUUACCAGUGGUGGUGGGGCUGAACACUGAACUAGGUCAGUUCCUUCAUUGCAUGUGUUGUACAGCUGAACAGUUGUUUUGGCUGAGAAGCUGUGGUGCUGAGGGCUGGGCACUGCUUAGGCUGGUACUGCCACAGAACGUGUACUGGAACGGCAGUUUUUGUGAGGUUUCAUGGUGGUUGGCCUGAGGGAUGACCCUGAUAGCGCCUAGCUCACAGUGCACAGUGACCCACUGAGCCUGUCACAGCUGCUCCUGAGCCAAGGACUACAGCAGGGCAGCGGCCGGAGCCCUCUGUGCAGCCAGCCCUGCACUUCCAGCAAAGCCACUCGGGCUCCUGGGUCCUGCCCACAUGUGUGAGGUUUCUUAUUUCACAGUGCCCCCCCCCGCCGCUGCCAGAGGGGCCAGGCUGUCCCGUGAUGUGGGAUUCUCACACAUGCUGUUUGUUAUUUUGUCCUUUUUUCCUUUCGUCCUACAAAGAUUUAGGGAAGAGGGUGGGUGAGGGGGAAGCUCUGCAAGUCUUUGAAGCAACUUGACUUUUGAUGAUGAAUUGCAGCAAAGAAGGAAGGGAGACUUGUUUUUAACUUACUGAUGUUUCUUUGUGAGAACAAAUUUAUAGCAGAGGGGGAGCAGCCUUUGAGGAGAAUAUUGAAUGGUUAAAAGGUUUCAAGCAUUCUUUGAUGUCACAGCCCAAGAAAUGCUGGAAGGUAGUGAGGGACACUGUUUAUUUAUAAAAUAAAGAUCAGUUACCUGCUUUUGGCAAGAGCCUGUGACUAAGCUCCUGUUAAUGACCUAUUUAUUAGGAAGGCUUGGAGCUGCACCUGGAGUUGCUGUUACAGCUGCCUGCUUGAGGCAAUGAGAGCCUGAAGGCUGGGUGGUAUUUCCAGCCAUUAAGUCUUUCCAUGCAUCUCUUCGAAGCAGCACCUCUUUCUCACAUUAGCUGAGAAAGCAACAGCUUCUUACCAUGUUGGGAAAUACAGGCCUCUGUUACAGGAGUAAGGCAGCAAGAUGGAAACCAGUUAUGUACUCAGCUGAACAAAUUAAGCCUGUGGCACCCUCUUCUCAAAAAUGGUAUCUGACAGCAUUGUUGCUUUGGGCUGUGUUGUGCUUGGUACAGGAGAGAGGAAACAGAAACAAAAUGGCAGUGGAAGAAAAAGCUGAGACUGUUUGUCCCAGAGUGUCUCUGAGGCUGAGACACAUGUCAGGCCAGGACUGUCUGCUGACAGGCGACAUGUGCUUCAGGAGGCCUCUAGAAAUCCAGAAGCUGCAAUGAAAGAGCAGCAAGCGAGUUAGGACAGAGGCUGGGUUCUCAAAACAACUCCCGAAAGGACGAGGAUUAGGCUGUUCAGCCUGUAUCCUCGUUCUGCUCCCAUGCAGUUCAGGCCCACAGUUACAUACCAGCUGUGGCAAUACUUUCUCCAGCUGUUCAAUAUCCACCUUGUUCAGGUCCUCUGCCUGGGCCUGCCGAGC